Messenger RNA from Venturia canescens, 2300 nucleotides. RefSeq names its product luciferin 4-monooxygenase. Lineage: Eukaryota; Metazoa; Arthropoda; Insecta; Hymenoptera; Ichneumonidae. Gene Ontology annotation, biological process: fatty-acyl-CoA biosynthetic process; long-chain fatty acid metabolic process. Gene Ontology annotation, molecular function: long-chain fatty acid-CoA ligase activity. The coding region runs from base 363 to 1994 and encodes 543 amino acids. The transcript has 5 exons. The record is from RefSeq and is a predicted model, not a curated record.
CGACGCGACAAAUCCAAAAAUAUAUGCUGUGUCGGUUUUUCAAUUUUCAUAACCGGCAUAUAAAUCGAAAACAUGACGCAAAAAAUUGGACCUUUGUUCUACGUGCAAUUGGUUUAACAAUCUAUAUUAACAAGUCAUUGUUGAUAAGCAAAACAAAAUGAUAAAUUUUGCAGGAGUUUAAAUCCUUAUCUUUGCUACAAAGUAAAAAUAAAAUGAAUGUAAAGCUACUUCGGAAAAAGUGCACGAAUAACAUCAAGGCAUCUGUCCCGUGACCUUACUGAUAAUGUAACGAAUCCAAAGGUGGCUGAAUUGUUAUAAAGUUUUGACACAGUAGAGAACAACAGUUUUACAGAACGGCAGAUAUGGAUGUCGAAAAAAAUAUAUUGAGGGGCCCUGAGUCGAUGGUUAAAUUGUCACCGAAUUUAUCGAUGGGCCAAUUUAUGUUCGAUCGACUCUCAGGAUUUGGCGAUCGUGUGGCUUCGAUAAAUGCAGAAACAAAAGAGCAAAUAACGUACCAGGAAAUUUUGGAACAGAGUGUACAACUGGCUGUUUACUUGAGCAAUGAAGGAUUAAAAAAAGAUGACAGGAUAGCUAUAUGCAGCGAGAAUUGUUUGAACUUUAUGAUUCCAAUAUGUUCGGCAAUGUAUUUGGGGGUGGCAAGUUGUCCAUUGAAUCCAAAUUAUUCGAAAAGAGAAUUUGUGCACGCUCUGAACAUAUCGAAGCCAAAAAUAGUUUUUGUCUCUGCAUCCUCGGCUAAUAAAUUAAGAAACAUAAUAAAAGAUUUGCCAUGGCCACUUAGCCUCAUCUCUAUCGGUGAAACUUUCUCCGGAGUGCCUCGAAUGAAAGAUUUGAUUAAGAAAAAUCCUCUUCCGGAUUUGGCCACUUUCAAGGCAUGCGAAGUUGAUGUCCCGCAGCAUGUUCUUGCCAUUCUUUGCUCAAGCGGAACAACCGGGUUGCCAAAAGGUGUCAUGUUAACGGACGAAAAUUUUAUCACCAUCACUUGCCAAAUGAUAGAAACUAUUAUGACAGUGCCUUCUGGCAGUUUUGCUGAUGAUGUUUUAACUCUCAAGUUUUUACCCUUUUUUCACGCCUAUGCCUUUGUCAGUCUUGUUACUCAAGUUGCGCUUGGCGUUACCUCAGUCAUUUUGUCUCGUUUUGAUCCUGAAAAAUUUUUGUCAACUAUACAAGAAUACAAGAUCGAACAGCUCAUGCUCGUUCCACCGCUUAUGGUGUUUCUGGCCAAAAGUCCUCUCGUCGAUCGAUACGAUUUGUCCAGUAUCAAACAAAUAUGGUGUGGAGCUGCUCCUUUAUCAGAAAACAUUCGCCACGCUGUUUCUCAGAGACUGAAUAAACCAGUGAUAAAGCAAGGAUAUGGAUUAACCGAAACGACUUUAGGGGUAUUAAAGUCUCCGCAUACAGGAGACAAACCUGGAAGUGUGGGGCAAUUGAAUCCUGAUACUUUCGGAAAAGUCAUAUCUGUCGAUGAGAAUGCAUCGAACGAACCAUUGGGUCCAUAUCAAGAAGGAGAGCUCUGUUUCAAAGGCCCUUUAAUAAUGAAAGGUUAUUGUGGAGAUGAGAAAGCAACUUCAGCGGCAAUAGACAAGGAUGGCUGGCUGCAUACCGGUGACAUCGGUUAUUACGACUCCGAUGGAUAUUUUUAUAUCGUCGAUCGUAUAAAGGAGCUCAUAAAGUACAAAGGUUUUCAAGUACCACCUGCGGAACUCGAAGGUAUAAUGUUAACGCAUCCCGACAUCGUGGACUGUGCGGUUAUCGGAAUUCCUGACGAAGCCUGCGGCGAAUUGCCAUUAGGCUUUGUCGUUAAAAAGCCACAAUCGAAAUUGACAACUGCAGAAGUCGUCAAAUUUGUAAAUGAUCAAGUUUCCCAUCAGAAGUGGCUGAGAGGAGGUGUCAGAUUCAUCGACGCUAUUCCAAAAACGGCUUCAGGAAAGAUAUUGAGACGUUUGCUACGAGAUAAACUCAAAUCGAAACUUUAAGAAAAAAUGUCGAUUUGAUUGAGUUUUUUAUGGAUGCGAGAGAAAUAGCAGUCAAUUUAAGAAGUGGAAUUUUUCUAUAUCGUUCGACCGACCAAAGUAGAGAAAAAAUAAUUUACGCCAUUUGCAUGGACUGAAUAUUUUUUUCAUUCCCAAUCGUAUAACUGCAUGAUUGAAAUCCAUUUUUCCUCAAAACUUACAGAACAAGCAAUUAAUAUUCAUAUGUAGUGAAAUAGCGAAAGAAACCUGACAAUUGUGUGGUAAUCAAUUUUUUAUAGAGGUCUGUACAUAAAUUUCAAUUAAUUUUCA